AUGCCGCUCUUCGUACCCAUGCUUCACCUCGCCAUGCUCUUCCUCAACGUGUACGAUUCGUACAAGACCCUCAAGUUCCCACCAGCUUCUUCCAGGCGGAACGAUGGACUACCGAGCGUUAGAGCUAUGACUCAACGGAAGAGGGAUAUGAAAGGUUGUUUAGCUGUUUGGAUCGUUUGGUGUUGUUUUGCUGUUUAUGAGAGAUUCGGAGAAGCUAUUAUUAGCUUGUUCAUACCCUUCUACGACGAAUUCAAGAGUAUCGUUCUACUCUUCCUCAUACUCACACGAGCCCGGGGCGCCGAACCAAUAUACCUACACAUUAUCCGCCCCCUCCUCAAGCCAUUCACAUCCACCCUCGACGCAUUCUUGGAACUCCUACUCAUGAUUGGGGACUUUAUAUUCGCCCUAUCCACCUUCCCAAUACAACGCGGGUUGGCCUUGUAUCACACGUUGUAG
Molecule: messenger RNA, 456 nt
Organism: Laccaria bicolor S238N-H82
Lineage: Eukaryota; Fungi; Basidiomycota; Agaricomycetes; Agaricales; Hydnangiaceae
Exons: 3
Coding region: 1-456 (151 amino acids)
Source: RefSeq, a predicted model, not a curated record